GGUUCCUUCACCCAAGCUGCUGGUCCUUUCCCUUCUACACUUGUUUGAUUUAUGAGGAAUCAAAGAUGAACUUGGAGCAGGAGAGGCCUUUUGUCUGCAGUGCCCCAGGCUGCUCACAGCGUUUUCCAACAGAGGAUCAUCUGAUGAUUCACAGGCACAAACACGAAAUGACUUUGAAGUUUCCUUCAAUAAAAACGGAUAAUAUGUUAUCAGACCAGACUCCUACACCAACCCGAUUCCUGAAGAACUGUGAGGAAGUGGGCCUCUUCAAUGAUAUUGACUGUUCCUUAGAACACGAGUUUAGAAAGGCACAAGAAGAAGAGAACAAUAAAAGGAAUAUCUCAAUGCAUAACACAGUCGGAGGAGCAAUGGCAGGACCCGGAACCCACCAGCUCACAAAUACUAGGAUGCCAAACCAUGACACCAGCGUUGUGAUUCAACAAGCCAUGCCAUCUCCACAGUCCAGCUCGGUCAUAACACAAGCACCUUCCACAAACCGACAGAUCGGGCCUGUCCCAGGUUCUCUGUCUUCACUACUACACCUACACAACCGACAAAGACAGCCCAUGCCUGCCUCUAUGCCUGGCACCCUGCCCAAUCCUACCAUGCCUGGAUCUUCUGCAGUACUAAUGCCAAUGGAGCGACAAAUGUCGAUGAACUCCAGUAUCAUGGGGAUGCAAGGCCCAAAUCUCAACAACCCGUGUGCGUCACCCCAAGUCCCUCCAAUGCAUUCAGAAGCCAAAAUGAGGUUGAAAGCCGCAUUGACUCAUCAUCCUGCAGCCAUGUCAAAUGGAAAUAUGAACACCAUGGGCCAUAUGAUGGAAAUGAUGAGCUCCCGACAGGACCAGACACCACAUCAUCAUAUGCACUCACAUCCUCAUCAGCACCAGACACUGCCACCUCAUCACCCAUACCCGCAUCAGCACCAGCAUCCAGCACACCACCCUCAUCCUCAACCCUAUCACCAGCAGAACCAUCCACACCAUCACUCCCACUCGCACCUUCACACACACACGGCACAUCACCAGACUUCUCCGCACCCGCCACUGCACUCAGGUGGACAAGCACAGGUUUCGCCAGCAGCACAGCAGAUGCAGCCCACUCAGACAAUACAGCCACCUCAGCCCACUGGGGGUCGCCGGAGGAGGGUGGUGGAUGAAGACCCAGACGAGAGGCGGCGGAAAUUUCUGGAAAGGAAUCGAGCAGCUGCCACACGCUGCAGACAGAAGAGGAAGGUCUGGGUGAUGUCACUGGAAAAGAAAGCAGAAGAACUCACCCAGACAAAUAUGCAGCUUCAGAAUGAGGUUUCCAUGUUGAAAAAUGAGGUAGCACAGCUGAAACAGUUAUUGUUAACACAUAAAGACUGUCCAAUAACAGCCAUGCAGAAAGAGUCGCAAGGAUAUAUAAGUCCUGAGAGUAGUCCUCCUGCAAGCCCCGUCCCAGCUUGCUCACAACAGCAAGUCAUCCAGCAUAAUACCAUUACAACUUCCUCUUCCGUCAGCGAUGUCGUAGGAAGCUCCACCCUCAGUCAGCUUGCCAGUCAUAGAACAGACAUGAACCCAAUUAUUUAAAACGGAUUGGUCAGAAACUGCUAUGGGAGAGUGGUAGCGUAAUCGAAUGUCCUUUGUGUUAAGGAUAUUUUCAACACUAACUCAGCCUGGAAGACUCCUCAGUCCUUGGAAGACUCUGGCUUUCAUUUUUAUAGUUAUUAAAGUAUGCCUUUUAUACUUAGUUACAAAAAGGGAGUUAUGCAAUUAAUAUGCUAUCAGCUUGGGAAAUGCUUUGGUGCUUUCUCCAAUUUUUUGGUACCAGUUACUUGUUUAUAAACGGAAAUGUUUCUGUACAUAGUUGUGUUUCCUUCUUACCAGUCUAGCCUGAGGCCUCAAAAUCAUGGAGUUUUGUUAAACGGCAGCUUCUUAGCCAAAGUCAUACAUAAGUAACUAGGAAUAAUUAGGUUAUAUAGAUAUUCAGGGAGUCUGGUGAUAGCACAUGAGAAAGCAAGUUAGCUUUGCAAUAUCAUCAGAACCCCACUAUAUAUUCAAAACCUCUUUCAGAGAAAAGAAGGGUUUUAUAAUACAUGGAUAUCAGAACAAAUUCAAACCCAGGUAAUAUGCCCACUUGUCUUGCUUUCCUCUUUCAUUUCCCUAUUGUCCCUCUUCUACUUAAGUUCUCUCUUUUGUCCUUCAAUUGUCCAUGCAUCUUCCCUCCCUAAACUCUGUGGCUCUUUCUCCUUCACGCCCUUUUUUCUUCUGAGAAUACUAAUGAAGAAGAAAAGACUUACCUAUAUUCCCCUCCCUCUUCCCUGUGGAAAAAAACCUUUUGGCAUGGUCACUGCUUUCAAUAGCCCUUCACCCACAGCUGGGCUGCACUGAACUUUUGCUUUUUAAAAAAAGAAAUAUGCAGGAGUUUAAUGCUCCUGAUUUAGUGUUUUAAUAAACAGUGAAAGUAGUUUAGCCAUAGGUGAUGCACGAUUGAAAGCCAGCUGUGCUGGUGCUAGGGGGAUGGAGCCUUGCACGCUUCUGUUGUAAAUGUCCAUGGCAGAGUACAAGGAUAGCAAAUCACACCUGUUUAUUACAACUGGUUUUUACACUGCCAACUGUUAAUGUAGAAAAGCCAUGUAGUAUAUAAUAAUUCAGAAAGGUUCUAGUCACUAAAUCAGUGACAUUGUUUCAUCAUCAGCUGCUAAUAGCCUAAGAUUUAUAUUUCAUUUAUAGCCCAUUAAAUCAGUUUGACCAGUGAGGAAUAGGUUACUGUUAACUACGAGGAAAAGACCAGUUCUUCACAGCUGAUCUUUUAAACGUAUGUGGAACGGAUCCUUAGCUGGCAUUGAUCAGUGUAGCUCCAUUCAUGUAAAUGAUGCUAUUAUGCUCAUUUAACUAGCUAAGUCUCAGUCCCAGUAUGACAUUAAAGCACUUUUUAGCUGCUGUAUGCUCCAAAGCCUGCUAUAUGCUGUGGAUGAAAUUUACCCUAUGUGGAAGGCCAACAAAAGGCCGAGGCACUUCUUACAUCCUGAUUAAGCCCAAUUUUGAAUGCUUAGACCUUGUAGGCUUGUACUGGCCCUCUGCACAGAGGUGACUUUCACCCUGAGAUAGUACCAGUCACAUAUGGGAAAUCAACCAUUAAGAGCACUGUAGAUAACAGCCAGUUAGUUAUAUUAGCUGCAAAGAAUCCUGUGGCACCUUAUAGACUAACAGACGUUUUGGAGCAUGAGCUUUCGUGGGUGAAUCGUCGGACGAAAGUAUGUUUGUACCUGAUUCUGCUCCCACUGAAAUCAGUGGCAAAAAUCCCAUUGACUUCAAUGAGAGCAGGACCAGGCUCUUACUCUGUUGUGAUAAAUGUUUGUGACUGCAUUUAAAAAAAAAAAAGAAAAGCCAAUUAAUGUUACUCCUGGCAAAUACUCUACUGAUAAACACUCUUCAUUCUCAAGCUGAGUUGUUUUCCUCAAAGGUCAUUUAAUUGUUUUCAGAGGAAUAAUAGUUUUUAAAGGGUGUUUUUUAUUUAAAGAAACAACCAAACAAAUGAAGGCCUUUCCCCUCCACCCCCCCAUGAAGCACUGUAGUGAUUAGAGCCCAUUGUGGAAGGGAAAGCAAUCUCUAAGGAUCAUGAAUCAUCAUUUCUGAAUUAGUUUUUAUCUUGGUAACUCAGUUAACUUUUUAUCAGUAUUCUUUAACAACUCUCUUUCCAUUUAUGCAAAUAUUUUUGGAAGAAAAAUUUUGAGUGUACAGUAUAAAUCAUGACUUGAUUAUAUAGUCUAAGAACCAAAACAAUUAAGGAAAAAAACAAAUAUAAAGGAUUUUCUAUUAUAUUUUAGCAAACAUAUACUUUUUAAAUGUUUUAAAUAUUGAAUCUGUAAUUCAUUUUUUAAAUCCAAUUGUAAUAGCUGAAUGGUUUUGCUUCCUCAUCGCUACUAGGGAAACUUUUGUUCAAAUAUACAGCCUUAAACAUAAAGUUCCAGUUGAAGCUCCAUUAUAAAAAACAGGAGGUAUUAUUGGUCCAAAUUUCAUGCCUCACCAUCAAUCCCUGCCCACAAAAAUGCCAUCAUAGUGUUAAUUUAGUUUUAACUUGUUUUUUUUUGCAUGGAUAGCACUUAAAUACAUUAUAAAAGACCUGUUGAUAAUAUUAGAAACACAAAUGAGCUAUACUGCACUAGAAUUAAGAUUUGGUUUUACUUUUGUUCAGACUCAGCUGAAAUAUUUAGCUGUUAAACUGAAAGCCUCGACAGAAAAAAAAAAAAAAAUCUUGCCUGAGUUUUGUUAAAUCCAGCAACUUGACAGUUUGACUGAUGUGUAUUAUAUAUAGCUCAAUUAUGUCUUUUUUUAAUGCUAACUGGGCAAGCCAACCAUGCAUUUGCCUAAAUGUGUAAUUAUAAUUAACUGUCUCCUCGCUAUACUAUUGGCCUAUAGGUAUAAUUGUUAUUAGUGAUGUGGAAAUAAGUAAAGGAUGAAAGCUAUUUGCUAUUGCUUCUUGUAACUGUAAGUGCAAGAUUCACAGGCAAAAACAACAUGCAGCAUAUUGAUAUUAGGUAUAUCAGUAAGAGGACCAACCAUACUGCUCAUCUUUCAUUGCUCAACAAAUGAGCUUCCAUCAUGCUUAAAAUAUACUUGCUUUUUGGAGACUGGCUCUGCGGCCUUUAUUUGGGCAAGUAGUCCUUACAAGUCAUCUCACUGGAGACUUUGAUGUGUAAGAGCUGCAGAAACGGGGCCUAUGUCUUCUCCAGACAACAUCUCCUGUUUAGCAGAAGCAGCUUGUUUUUAAGUUCUGGUGUUCUAAAUCCAUUUUCUGUGCUGUUUCAUGUAAGGAUAAAUUCUAGUUUUCCCUGGGCUACUACUGGAGACUGAUAUGUGUUACACCUGUCUUUCUUCAACCUAUUGCAGCUGUCAUCAACGUCACUACCAGUGAGCUAUAUGGCUCCCCAGCCUUAUUUCAUGGGAGUUAACAGUACAGAUGGAUUAUCCUGACCACAUUUCUCAUUCAAAAUGAAGCAUCCACAUGUUAAACAUUUCUAUGUACAGCAUCACUCACUGUGUGACACUGAAAGAGAGUAUGUUGGAAAUCCCAGCGAUGGAUGAAUGCAAUACUUUCCCAAAAGUGCUGUGUUGUGAUUCAAACAUUUCGUCCCUCAAGUCAAUUUAUGCAAGCCAUAUUCAUAACACUGCCUGUGGGAGACAAGUAGUUUGUGUGCUAUCAUGUUGUGCUUCUAGGACAAUGAGGAGGAGGAGGAUGUAGAGAAUUUCUUGCUGUUUGGAGUUAAUUCAUGCAGUAUAACUAAAUGUAUGCAGCCCAUGUUCUGAAUAGUGGAAAGUCAAUGGUUCAAUUUCAGGUGAUUACUUGCCUCAGUAUAUAUGGAUUUUAGCAUGUUAACUGAUCUUGUCCUGUUAACUAACAAAACCAGCUGUAACUGUUGUCAAAAACCUGUCUUUUGGGGGAUUUGUAUUUUUUUAAGCAACAAUAUUAAGUGUUUGAAACAGCCUUUUAGUUAGCAUAGAGUGUGCUUUUUAGCAGCUAACAACACAUUUUUUUUAAAAAAGUAUAUAGUGAAUUUAUGAAAAUUCAUGAGGACCAAAGCAAAACUUAAACAGGAAUCUAUUAAUGUAGUAUUCACAUAGAAUUUUAUAAAGUAUUUAUUAAUAAAUGUUAUUUUAACACAUUCCAUUUGAACAGUAUUCUUGUAUGGAAUCUGGGUUUUUUUUAAAGUUACAAUAUUAGUUUUGCAAUAAACUACUCUAGGUGUAUGUGUAUCGUAAUCUUUUAGGGUCUCGAGCGGAAGUCGUCCAUCUAAGAUGGAAAGGUUUGCUGAAGUCUAUUGUACAGAAAUUCUUAGGAUUAAUUGUUUUUUUUUAAAGCAGCAUUUGCUUUUUGUAACAACAAAAGUUAUGAAUUUACACUUGUUCCUCUUUUUUUCAAAAUGCUGUUCUCUCAUUUUAGAAAGCACAGGUAAGCUAAAGGGAAAUAAUACAUAAAACUGGAAAGCCUGUCUUUACUAGGAUGAUUAUAUAUAUAUCACCAAUGGAGAUCUAAUGCCAUUCUUGCUUCUUUUCUAAUAUUACAUAGUGAGUUGCACUAUACUGCCUUACCAUUGCCCCUUCUGUCUUUUACUAAGCAGUGUUGAGUAGCUUAGUUUAGACCAUUGAAGCUCCAUUAUAUAUCAGAUAAAAUUAUUGGAGAGGGAAGAAAAACUAUUUUAAUUUGUAUAAAUAAAAACUGAACAGUGCCUAUAAAACAAAACCAGUUACGACUAAUUAAUAUCUCAGUUCUACAUUUCAGUUAUUUAUAUUAUUUUACAAUUGCACUUUAGCUCUCGCUCUCUCUUUCUCGCUCUCCCUUAUUGAAUCAUUUAAACGUUUGCACCAGAUACAUUUAUAUGCUUUCCCUGAUUGAAUCAUUUAAACGUUUGCACCAGAUACAUUUAUAUGCUUUCCCUGUUGGCAUAUCUACCGUUUGUCUGUCAGACCCACCCAAAUGGAAGACGGCUAAGAGAAGCUGAGUGCAUCCAAUCUGCAAUAUGACUUAGACUUUACACCUUUUUCAUGAUGGCAUAUAAAUGUUUUAUUAUGCAAAGUAGGUGAGGCAGCAUCAAAGAUAUAUUUACGUAUAGUUUAUAUCGUCCUAAGAAUCAAAGUGUCCUGUAUACUGUAUGGCAGGAGACUGGCUCUUUUGUGCAUUAUACUGCCCUUUGACUGUUGUCCAGCCCAUGGUAACUAUAUUGAGCUGCAGCGACAACAAUGGCCAUACAAUGUGCUUGAAUUUUAAGUCCAUAAAAUAUAAUGUUGCCUCGUAACUUAAUAGGGGACAGCACCUUUAAAAUAAAAAAUAAAAGACUAAAACCUAAGGACAAACAAAAGGAAUAAAAGUCUCCCUUGGAAAAAAACUCAUUCAUCUGAAGUAGUCACCAAAGAUGAUAACAUUUGUGUUCAUGUGUGACUGCUUCCUACUGCUUGUGGUUAUCUGGUUUUUAUCACCGGCUUUAUGCUUGGAGCUAAAUUGCUUCCCAGGGCUUGUUUUCUUUUCUGUGAGUCCUCCAUACCUUUCAAAACUUCUUUUCAGCAAACUUUAAAGACAAUGUAAGGCUGAAAUGGCAGCGUGGGCUAAAAGAUUAAUUCUCUACAUGGGAAGUCCGAUCCCUUUCCAAGGUUUUCCUUGGCUAGGAAUCAAUAAUUAUGAUCAGUUGUAGUUAGACCAAUGUGUAAUAUCUCGUAUACAGGAUCUGUAGGCCCUGUCUUAAUGCAAGCUAAACAUUGCUUAUGUUAAGUUUCAUGAUGCGGAACCAUUUCAAAACCUUUGUAUUAUUUUAUAAUGUCACGUUGGCCUUUUGUCACAUCUCUAAACAAAAUAUUAUCCUCUGAGUCUGCUUCACACAUUGAAAAUUGUAGCUUUCCAGCAAUUGCAAGAAAAAUAACAAGAAAAAGGGAAAACCAGUGUUGAUAGUAAAGGGAAAUUUUGAGGGGAAAUGGAUUUUCCAUCCCUCUCUCCCUGGAGCCUGCUAAAAGAUCUCUGGCAGGGACAACUUUUACCACAGCUCAGAAAGAUACUUCCGAAAGGCAUACAAUUUCUGCAGCCCUUCCUCAGGCAAAAUUCAGUGAUUUUGAUUGCCUAAGUAAGAACUUCAGGAUUGGGACCCGGGUAUUUCCCAAUCCAUAUUCAUGGGCUUCCCCUCCAUAUAUUGCUCAAUUUAAACACUGAUCAGUUGCUUCUUUUAAAUAUAGUUACUAUACAGGAACAUUGAUUUUUAAAGAAACUUUUAGCACUGCUUGGAGUAAGCCUAAACUAUGGAAGUCUAUAGAUAUAUAUUAAAAAAAAAAAAGGUGCUGUCACUUUAAGUUUUGGGCUUGAGGUUGUUUGUAUUGUACUAAAGGUUUUGUGUUUGUUUUAUUCUGUAAAGUAACCACCUUCCUCACUGGAAGGAGAGAAUUUUUUUUUUUUUGGUACAUAAGUGUAAAUACGUGCUGCGGCAUUUAAUAUGUUUAAUUUUAUGUUACGCUUUUUGUUGCGUCCUGAACACAUUUAUUGUUACAAAUAGACAAUGCGUUCAUUGAAACUGUUCAGCUAGUUCAGAUUUUUACAUCUCUUUCUAGGUAGAAGAGACAAGAUUUUGUGCAUUUGUACAAAUGUUAAUAUCACUGCAAUUCCAAUAUAAUAAAGCACUCAAAUGCAAACACU
Messenger RNA from Gopherus evgoodei (Goodes thornscrub tortoise), 8157 nucleotides. It is a transcript of the gene CREB5, whose product is annotated as cAMP responsive element binding protein 5. The record is from RefSeq and is a predicted model, not a curated record. The transcript has 11 exons. Gene Ontology annotation, biological process: regulation of transcription by RNA polymerase II. The coding region runs from base 66 to 1571 and encodes 501 amino acids. Gene Ontology annotation, molecular function: cAMP response element binding; DNA-binding transcription factor activity, RNA polymerase II-specific. NCBI's taxonomy places the organism in Eukaryota, Metazoa, Chordata, Testudines, Testudinidae.